AUGUUCGAUGAAGAGCAGGUAGAGCUCAAGAGUGGCAGUGCCAUCCGGUCUGCAGCGGCCAAUGAUCGAAAUCAGACGUAUGAUAGCAACAACAGCGCCACUUAUCGCCAGAAACAGCAAUUAGAGCGGUAUAUGAAUUUCUUCUCAUCUCUCGCCUUCUCUGCAACCCUUCUCGCCUCCUGGGAAACCACCGGAGGAAGUUUUCAGGCCGGUCUCUACAACGGUGGUCCGGCAGUCAUCGUCUAUGGCCUCAUCGUCAGCACGAUAGGCAAUCUGGCCAUCGCCGCGUCGUUGGCAGAGCUGGCAUCGGUGCAUCCCACGGCUGGAGCCCAAUAUCACUGGAGUUAUGUCCUCGCGCCCUGGUGUCCUCGCUUCAUCAGUUUCUUCCAGGGAUGGAUCACCGUCUUCGCCUGGGGCGCCCUCGUCACCAUCGCGCCCUUCUUCAUCGGCACCCAGAUCCAGGGCAUGGUAGUGCUGGAUCAUCCCGAGUAUCAGUCGCAGCGAUGGCAUGGCACGCUGCUCAUGUGGGCCGUGCUGCUGAUCCCCAUCAUCAUCAACAUCUUUGCGCGUCGUCUGCUCCCCUUGAUCGAGAUCUGCGUCGGGAUCAUGCACGUCGUCUUCCUGCCCGUGGCCAUCGCCAUCUUCGUUAUUAUGGCCCCGCGCAAUCCCAACGCUUUUGUCUGGGAGACCUUUGUGAGCGGAUUGAGUGGAUGGGAGAACAAGGGAGUUGUCUUCUCCAUAGGAUUGCUGGGAGUGAUCACUCCAUUUAGCGGAAUCGACGGCGUCAUCCACAUGUCCGAAGAAAUCAAAAACGCCAAAAUCGUCGUCCCCCGGUCCAUGAUCUGGGGCACAUUCAUCAACGCGAUCAUGACCUUCGGCUACGUGAUCACCAUCCUCUACUGCAUGGGCGACUACGAGGAAGCCCUAACGUCACCAACCGGCUACCCCAUCAUCCAAAUCGCCUACCAAGCAACGCGGUCCAAAGCCACAACCUACAUCCUCAUGGCGCUCGGCAUGCUCCCCGGCUGGAUCGCACUCUUCAACAGCCUGGCGUCCGUCACGCGACUAACCUGGGCCUUCGCGCGAGACAACGGCCUCCCCUUCUCAGACUUCUUCGCGCGCGUCGACCCCGUCCUCAAGAUCCCCCUGCGCGCGCUCUUCCUCGUCGCCUCCGUCGUCAUCCUCCUCUCCUUCAUCCAGAUCGGCUCCACAGCAGCCUUCCACGCCAUCCUCUCCCUCAGCACCCUCGGCCUGUACUUCUCCUAUCUCAUCCCGCUCGUCCUCCUCCUCAUCCGCCGCUUUACCUCCCCCGGCCAGAUCCCCCGCGGCGCUUUCUCCCUCGGCCGCUGGGGUCUGCCGCUUAAUAUCGUCGCUGUCGUCUUCGCGACCUACUUUGCUAUCUUCUUGCCCUUCCCGCCCUCGUUGCCUGUUGAUGGCGAGAAUAUGAACUAUGCGGGGCCGGUGCUGGGCUUCGUUAUGUUGUUUGCUCUGUGUGAUUGGGUGCUGCGGGGUCGGCACAAGUGGAGUGGGCCGACGAUGAAGUAUUCGCGGGAAUAGGCUUAUUACCCUGUCCCCUGUCUUAAUGGGUUGCGUCGUGAUGUUGUUGUUGUUGUGAUGGUGGUGGUGGUUGUGGUGGUGGUGGCUGUAUUGUUGGUGGUAGUGUUGCUCUGUCGUACUAUUGACAACCCUUUAUAUUCUUUCUUUCUUUCUUAUUGUAUGGGCGGUUUCUUGUUUUGUUGGGUUGUAUAUAACCAUUCAUAGCGCAUUCAUACACGUCAUCGCUAGUGGAC
Molecule: messenger RNA, 1790 nt
Organism: Aspergillus campestris IBT 28561
Lineage: Eukaryota; Fungi; Ascomycota; Eurotiomycetes; Eurotiales; Aspergillaceae
Product: putative GABA permease
Exons: 3
Coding region: 1-1557 (518 amino acids)
Biological process (GO): transmembrane transport; amino acid transport
Cellular component (GO): membrane
Molecular function (GO): transmembrane transporter activity
Source: RefSeq, a predicted model, not a curated record